This is a messenger RNA of Struthio camelus australis, 3381 nucleotides long. The record is from RefSeq and is a predicted model, not a curated record. NCBI's taxonomy places the organism in Eukaryota, Metazoa, Chordata, Aves, Struthioniformes, Struthionidae.
AUGGGCACCGUGCGGCUGGCCGUGUACAAAUGCCCCGACCAGGUGUGGCACAUGGAACUGCUUCCCCUCCCCAGGCAGCUUUACAUCCUCUGUGCCCACAGCGGUAUUUACUGCGUGUCCCUGGAUCAGCAAAGCAGGUUAAUGGAGCAGACUGAUGGUGACGGCCAAGAAAGCAAUUGCCCUUCCGGCGUCUUCCCCGUGGACUCGGACGCCUGCAUCUUCCCAGACUCCACUCUGUGCACGUUCACGCUGCUCAACAACUUCGUCAUCACUUUGUCCCAGGCUGAGGGCAAAUGGUGGAUGAAACUGCACGAGCUUCCGCACCCCGAGCAGGAGAGCCCCCCGUACCGGCAGAUCAGCGAGGUGGGCUUCUGCCCUGGCCCCGAGCCUGGAGACGAGGGGGACGGCCCGCCUUCGCGCUUUCUGCCUGUCCUGUGCUGCGCAUCUUCCCCAGGCACCGUGGGGUCUGGGGAGGGGCUGUGGUGCUCGGGGGGGUUUGUGCUGGAAGAGCCCCUCUUCAGCUUGCUCUUUGGGAUCGAUGCUGCCAUGCUGGAGUCUCCUAUGAUCCUUUGCGGCUUCCCGGACGGACAGCUCUGCUCUGUGCCACUGAAGGCCCUCAGCAAUUCCCAGGCUGCUGAUGGCUGUCACGAUGUUUCGAGCCAAGACCCUCCUGUUAAGAUCCUUCAUCAUUUGGAAGAGCCCAUCGUCUUCAUCGGGGCCUUGAGAACAGAGCGGAGGGCGGCAGAGGAGGAGGCUGAGGACGAACAGCUUUUUGGAGACGCUGGCUGUGACUGUGUGGUGGCGGUUGGUCACUACGGCAAGAUGGUGGCUGUCAAGGCGGAUCAGAGAGAGGAGGCCACAGUGCCAGAGCUCAGGGAGUACUACUUGCGCGGGCCCAUCCUCUGUGCCGCCUGUGGGAGCGGCAGCCGGAUGUAUUACAGCACGCACUCGGACAUCUCCGCGGUUGACCUGGACUGGGUCAACGAGUCCUCCGACCCCGAGGACGUGGAGAGCUCCACUGGAGUCCUGCCUCCCGUCCUGUCUCCGGCCAGUUUAAGGCUGACGCCCGCCGAAGCUGGCCAAAGGAUUAAGGAGCUGCUGUCCGGGAUAGGCAAUACCUCGGAGAGAGUUUCCUUCCUGAAGAAGGCGGUGGAUCAGAAGAACCGAGCGCUGGCCAGUCUGAACCAGGUGAUGAAUGUGAGUGCGGCUUUGCUGUCCAGCCAAGAAGGCCAGAAGCCCAUUGCCUGCACCGUCACUGCCAACUGGAGCUGCCUCCUGCUCCAGGAUACCGUAACCAUCUCCUGUGUGCUGGAGAACUGCAGCGAGUACAGCCUGGAGGAGGGCUGGACCCUGUGCGUUCAGCUCUUUGCCAGCCCCUGUGCCUUAGAGGAAGAUUCUGUGGAUUCAGGCACCACUUUCACCUUCCCCAUCGACCAGCUCCUCCCCGGGAGCAAAAGGGAGCUGACGCUGCCCCUUGGCUCUGCUGCGGACACCAAGCUGGACCUGCCUCUGACCAUCUCCUGUGCCCUCUACUACAGUUUACGAGAUAUUCUGGGCAGUGGCUCUGACUCCUCCGAGGCCCUGGAUGACUUCUUCCCAGACGACUCGCCCAUCCUCUCUCCGGACAGAGAGGGGAUCUGCUUGCCUCUCAGCGAAUGCACCAUUGACAUGUUGCAGUGCCUGCGCUUUGAGAGCAGCCCCCCCGGGCCUGAUGCCUCCCCUCCAGCGGCUGUCCUCCCUGCCCCCCCAGACCCUGUAGAGACCUUCCUGAAAGUGUCCAGGGAGCAGACUGAACCCGACGGGGUGAAAGACAGUGAGCUGCCACGCGCUCCGGGAGAUGGAAACCCGCCUCCCUCGGCGGCAUCCAUCAGGGUGUCCUCGGAGCUGCUGAAAAACGCACUGAAAAACUCCAGCUCAGGCGUCCCGCUGAGCUGUGCCACGCUGCGCUGGCUGCUGGCCGAGAACGCUGGGGCCAAGGCGCUGAGCAGUGGGGAAGUGGCGUCAGUGCGCGGCGCGGCCCCGGAUGGAGGCGAAGUGCAGCUGCUUGUCCGAGAGGCAAGGAAUGGGUUAGCCCUGCAGAGAAACACCCGGCACCCCCGCCCCAGGGAGCCAGCUCUGUCUCGCUGCCCCCGGCCCCUCGCUUCUGAUGGGCAGCUGGGUGAUGUCUGGCCAAGCCUGGUCUCUCAGCGCUGACCCCAGGCUGUGGUCCCACGAGUCCAGGGGCCCUACCCAGGGCUACGUGGGCUGCUCUGGGGUGCCAUAGGGAGCAUCCCGGCCAGCUACGCUGCAGGGAUGGGUCUUGUGCAUAGGGCUGCAGGGGCUGGGCUGCCGGUCCCCCUUCUGUGGCCUUCCCAAAGGCUCUUACUGCUUCCCUCCUGCUCUGGGCUGGGCUGUGUCCCCUGAUGUUCUCAUUUCCCUGCCUGGAAGGGCAGUGGCCUGCUGGUGGUGGCCCUGCAAGGCAGACUGGUCUUAGACUGCGAGGAGAAAGGGCAGGAUUCCUUUCCCAGCUGUGCACAGCUUGUCCCUCCCCUCCCAGUGUCCCUUCACUGGUUUGCAAGAUCUGUGGGGGCCUCCUCUGGGUGUCUCUUGCUGGAAACCACAUCCCUCAGCAGGUUUUGCCCUUGCACUACAGCAGGAGGGUGCAGGAUAAGUGGCACUGCCAGCUCGCCUCAGCAGCUGGUAGCGAGUCCAAGUCAUAGUCUGGGCUUUCAGGAAACCAUCAUCCUCCCAAGCCAGAGGCAGUGAGGCAGUCACUUCACGGUGAGGUUUGGAUGCCCCAAACGGGAGCGGGGCCCCGUGGCUGGCAUGCAUGGAGCCAGCCGUUGCUGGAGGAGUGUCGCUCCUGCCCUGCGCUCUCCCCGCGUUGUGGCUGUACCCAUGUGUGCAAACACUUCUCCCUCCACGCAGCCGUCUCUUCACCCCGCCCUGCAGAGACUCGGUAACCUCAGACGCUUGUCCUGCCCUGGCCUAGUGUCCGACUCGGCUGUGGGAAGAAACGAGCUUUCCCUGCUCAUUUGGCGUGCUGCGCUUUGCUAAUUCUGCAAAGCGGGGGGAAAACGUGGCUGGAUUUUGGAUUUAAAUCUGAUCUGCUGCAGCUUUUCCCCCUUUAAUGCGAAAAUCCCUCUCUAAGCACGAAGGAAAAAUACUAAUUGCUACCCAGUCCUCCCGCCAUGGCUGGUUAACCCUCUGCCGAGGGGCCCAGCUGCCUGCGUGCUGGCAGUGACCUGGUUCAGGUUGCUUCACACAUGAGAGCACUAAUAUUGCCAAUGUGAUUAGUGGCGGUGUUAAUUCUGCUUGGGCUAAGCCUGCAGGAUUAAAUCUGCUGGGGUGGCAGCAUGUAUCCCAUCAGGGAGUGGGCAUCCAAUCAUCCCAGAAUGGCAC